CAUUAUGGCAUUAUCCAUAAAAAUAAAACGGUUGUUCUCUGUCUGUACUGUACCCAUUACUCGGUCAAUAUGAUUUUCCUCAUUUCAGCCGAAGCGGUUCGGUGCGGCCCGUGCGAGUACCUAACUGAUCGGUCACAAUUGUCACUAUUCCUAGAUACAUACUUCCUAUAUACGAAGUACGUGGUAUAUAAUAAUAAACUUAUUUCUAUAAUAGGUUUAGAAGAAAAUUUCAAAAAAAAAACUUAUUUAAUACUCCCUCCGUAUUUGAUUAUUUAUUUAUGGUACAAAAGUGUUAUGCACUUAUAAACGUACAUAUCGGAAGAAGAUAAUUAAAGAAAUCCUCUGGAUCCUUAAUUUUCAAUCGAGCUUCGAAAACAAUUGAAUAAAGAAAAAAACAGCGAAUAGAAAAUCAAGCUCGGCCAUUGCAUAAAAACAACUCGAUCCUGCACACCCGUAUAAAUAUGCAUGUCAUUAUUCCAUGUCCCUUUCAAAUCAGAAAGCUAUUAUUUAAUUAAUAGCUUCCCCAUCAUCAAAAUUCAAAAAUAAAAGAAGACCAUUUUGAGAAAGAAACAAGUUAAUAAAACCCAGAAAUUAAAUAUGGCUUCAUCAAGAAACCUGCAGAUUUCUUUCUCAUCAAUGGCCUUGAUAAUGAUAAUAAUAGUAAUAAUAGGUGGUGCAUGGCAAGACGCGGGCGCGGUGGGAGAUGACGUAAAUUCUAACAGCUCCUCAGCCGGCGGCGCCUCUUCCUCAUUAUUCUGCGACGGGUUGCCGGCGGAAAGCGCCCCCUUCUGCAGGGAGGUUCUGGAUGGCGAGACGGCGUGGGAGAAGGCGAUCGUGAAGAUGAUAGGGGCGACGAUGAAGAAGGUGAAGAUGGCGGAGCCAGAGGCAGCGGGGAUCGGAGUGAGGCUGCCGGCGAGCAUCCCGGAGGCGGACAGGGCGAACAUCGACGAGAAGUGCAAGAGCGGGUUCGAGUACGCGCUGCACAACUUGCGGCGGGCGAUGAAGAGGAUCCGGGGCGGCGUGUACGCGCGGACGGACAACGUGGUGUACUCAGCGUGGGCGGGCAUCUACGAGUGCAGCGGCGCCCUCAACCACUUCAAGGUGGACAUGAGCGAGGAGCCGUUCAAGGUCCAAGAUGAGGCGGAGAAAGCCGUCGGCGCUUGCCACGGAGCGGUUUCCAAAGCCUUGGAUGCAGGAGGCUUGAACAAUCCACCACUUGAAAAUUAAUCCAUCCAUUUCUCACGUACAUACAAUAUUUUAUACUACUGUAGUAUAUAUGUACGUCCAUAUAUAGAUAUAUUAAUCAAUUAAAGUGGAUCAUAUCCAUAUAUAUGCAUAAAUUUUGUGAGACGAAUUGAAUGGAUGUUUAACAUAUAACCAUUGAUUUGCAAAGAUUAAUACUCCGUAAUAAUU
Molecule: messenger RNA, 1413 nt
Organism: Cuscuta europaea
Lineage: Eukaryota; Viridiplantae; Streptophyta; Magnoliopsida; Solanales; Convolvulaceae
Source: the annotation of a GenBank genome assembly